CAGGAAAUUACGUCUUCAUUACCCAUCAACCCUCUGAUGUUGUUGUAGUGCAGCAGCAGUGCAAACGGCAGUUUCAAGGUGAAAAGGAGUGAGUUCACUACUGGGGCAGCGUUUCAGUUGUCACAAUGGGUGAAAGAAAAGGAACAAACAAGUAUUAUCCUCCAGAUUUUGAUCCAGCCAAGCAUGGAUCCCUCAAUGGCUACCAUAAGACCCACGCCCUGCGUGAGAGAGCCCGGAAACUGUCCCAGGGCAUCCUCAUUAUCAGGUUUGAAAUGCCUUACAACAUCUGGUGUGAUGGCUGCAAAAAUCACAUUGGCAUGGGGGUUCGGUACAAUGCGGAGAAGAAGAAAGUGGGGAACUAUUACACCACGCCAAUUUACAGGUUUCGGAUGAAGUGCCAUCUCUGUGUGAACUACAUUGAGAUGCAGACAGACCCAGCCACUUGUGACUAUGUCAUAGUAAGCGGGGCUCGCAGGAAGGAGGAGCGCUGGGACAUGGCUGAGAAUGAACAGAUUCUCACUACAGAGCGGACAGAGAAGGAGAAGCUGGAGACGGAUGCCAUGUACAAACUGGACCACGGUGGGAAAGACAAGGAGAAGCUUAAAAAGGCUCUGCCAUCUCUGUCAGAGAUCCAGGACUAUCAGGCCGGGAAGAAGGAUGACUUCCAGCUCAACAGCACCCUCCGUAGGAAAUUCAGAGAAGAGAAGAAAGUUCUGGCUGAUCAGGAGGAGAAGGAUAAUGCGGUGAGGAUGAGAACCAACUUAUCCAUCCCACUGUUACCAGAGAAGGAGGAGGAUAAGAAACUGGCAGCACUACUUACCUACCAGACACCGGACUCAUAUGAGGACAAACAGCAGAGCAAAAGGAAGGAGAUCGCCUCUCGUUCAUGGUUUAACUCCGCGUCGACACCACCAGGUGGUGCUGCAGGCAGCCUGCUCCAUAAGCUUGGUCUCCAGGGGAAAGAAGUAGCUGUGGCCAAAGCCCUGGGUUCCUCACACAGUCCUUUAAUCCGCAAACGGACAUCACAGUCUGAAAUCAAGACUGAACAGCGUGCCACCAUCACCCCCAGAAAGUCACACCAUGAUGUCAGCACAAGCGAUGGGGACAUUUCAUUGGCCACACCCACAGUGGAAACCUCGUGUAUAGUAUCGGAACAAGUGGUUCAGAAUGAGACAAAGGGUGAUGGUUUCAAGGAAGUACAUAUCAGACCUACAGAGGAAGCAGACACAAAACUGACAAAUGGAAAGGUGGAGGACCGAAGUAAAUGCUCAGGAGGAGUCACAUCUCUGGUGGCAGACUACAGUGACUCGGAUUCAGAGUCUGGACAGUGAGACUGAAUGAUAAAUGGGACACUUUGUGUUUUCAGUGAAGAGUCAGAAGAAAAAUGGAGACAUAAACAAACUGUAGAUAUUUGUCACAGCUGCACACGUCUCACAUAGGCUUCUUUUAUCUGCUGAAGUAAUAGUGCUGCAUUCAUCUUUAGGAUCUGUGUGGCCUGCAGAUUACAGUGUCAUGAUUGUGUCAUGUGUGAAUGUGUUGGAAAAAAUGUUUAGAACUUGACCCAGCAUAUGGUAUUUGGUUAUCUAACUCGCAUGCCUCAGAUGCCCAAACGUGUCCCAGUCAUAAAACAGCCAAGAAGCUUGUAAAAUUAAAUGUAAAUUGCUUCAUCUAGUAUUGCUGCAUUUUUGUUUAAAUUUUAGUUCACUAUGUUGGCUCAAAGUGUUGAAACUAUCCAUCCACAGUAGAAUAACUUGUAUCAGAUGCAAAGUUCAUUUUUACCACAGGCCUGAGGGGGUGUACUGCAAAGGAAGUUCAGUUUUCAGUUCAGUUUUCUGAUGCAGGCUUUGUGUGCACUCACACAAAAAGGGGCACAAAAUGAUCUCUAUGAGCGCUGCCUACUCCAGUCGUCGAUGUUAUCAGAUGAUGAUAAAACAGGGAUUACAAAUGAAUAAAGAAUAUAAGAAACAGAAGACUGUUGCAAUAAAACAGGAAAUAAAUACUGCAGAAAAUCAUUGCUCUUAGAAUUUCAGCUGCAAAGUGGAAAAUAAAUAUUUUUAGAUCAUUAUUUUAUCGCUAAUUCUCAGUAUUGGUGUUUGUUUUUAAAGUGACAGCUGCAUAUUGGCGUUCUGAAACUUUAAACCAGAUACAUUUAAACAUUAAAGGUUAAUGUCCCCGCUGUGGUGAAAUCCCUUUAGUUUUUUGCCAGAUCGAAAAGAAAUAAAUUUUAUUGAUUUAUCCUUGGUGAUAAAAACCCAGAUCAGUUUGCUGCUCUAGUAGCUGCAAUUCCAGCAGUGUAAAAAAAAAAAACCUUAGCAGCAGAUUAACACUAAGGUGUCACAGCCUGGCCCAAACUAUAUGUCACUGAAGCGUGAGACCAUACGUAGACUUAGGUUGUUAAAUAACUUCAUGAAGUAAAGAAACUUAAAAAAAAAAAACCUUGAGUAAUUGUCAGCAUAUGUCAUGUCUGAAAGCGUUGGUGUAUGAGUGAGUAUGUGCCAACACCAAAAACAAAAUGCUUUGUCAGCCAAGCAGCACCCAUUAAGAAAAGAAAGGAGGCCCCAAGAGGCCCUGGCAGGGCUUCUUUAUAGGGGAUCUUAGCCUGACCUGCUCAGGUGUGCAUUUCCAUAAAACAGGCUUCUACCCUGAAACAAAACUGGAAAACUAUUGACAUUGUAAAUAAACCUAACAAAUGUAACAUAUGAUAUGAUUUUUAUGAUUUUUUUUUUCAUAAUCAACCUCACUGCCAAAAACAUUGAUAUAUGCUCAAACCGCUUCCAUCUCCAGACUCCGCUGUCUUGGAGCCUAGCAGAGGAAGGAAUACUGAAGAGGAACUAGUACAAAGCAUAUUAAUGAUACAGCUGUGACAAAUGACUGAGGGACACGGGACAAAGCAUCUGCCAUGACAUUAUCUUUGACAUGCUGAAUGUCUAAAUUGUAAGACUGAAAGAAAGCCCACCAGAUGAGCCUGUGAUUUGGGUUCUUCACUGAGUUUAAAUCUGAUAGUUGAUAUGUGACAUCUACAUGCAGCUUAAAUGUGUGAUCCAAAUGGGGCCAACAUCUGAAACUGGGUCAGCUCCACCCACCAGUUGCCUGAAAAAAAUAGACACAGAUAACAAGAAAACAAGGCCAUGUUGUGUCGGUCAAAAAGGAUAGAAAACUACUCAUUUUCUUCAUCACCACAUGACUGCUACGUACACAUUCAAUUGACAAUAAAAUGCACAGAUUGUGCUGCUGUAACUUCUAGCUGAGCUUCAUUCGUCAUGUUAGUAAGUUACAGCUUAAUGAUUUACACAUGUACAAAGGAAUUCUACAGCAUAAAAUCAAUAUUGCACCUAAAACAUACUGUAAAAAGGCCCAAUCAGUGAAAAUGUGGCUGUGUCUAGCUGGUUUGAAAUCAAAACUCUGAAGAUAACCUGCUCCCAACCAGGUUAUUUGUUCAACAUACGUUACCAUGGUGAUUUAGACAAGUAAAUAGAGCCACUUUUGUGACACACUACAGUCUGACUUUAGGUUCACCAUAACUCCAUU
Oreochromis aureus is the source of this 3528-nucleotide messenger RNA. RefSeq names its product coiled-coil domain containing 130 (gene yju2b). The coding region runs from base 126 to 1331 and encodes 401 amino acids. Gene Ontology annotation, biological process: mRNA splicing, via spliceosome. The record is from RefSeq and is a predicted model, not a curated record. NCBI's taxonomy places the organism in Eukaryota, Metazoa, Chordata, Actinopteri, Cichliformes, Cichlidae. The transcript is spliced from 10 exons. Gene Ontology annotation, cellular component: U2-type spliceosomal complex; post-mRNA release spliceosomal complex.